ACUAAUAUAAUGGUUUAUGUGCAGCCAAUUUCGUCCAUGGUUGUCUCUCGAAAUUUUCGUCUAAUUAGAUCUUAAUUCAUGUUAGAUUCCUGCCAAAUAUAUCAAUAAUUAAAUAAUACAGGAUAUGUUGAAACUAUCUUUGUUAAUUUUGUAAAUGGAAGCUGUUGUUAAUGGUCAAGCGUGCGUUUGCUUAUUUUUUGUUUUAAGUAGUAUCAAUAAUAGGAGAAUUUGAUUUAAUAAUAAUAAGAAUAAACAAGUUAAUUAAUCUAUUUUAUUUUUUAGAUAACCUUUUUGUGAUACAUGUAUAAUCUAAUAAUUUAUCGAUUUGAUUCUGCAUUUAGUAGGCGGAACCAUACAACAACUAAUUUUAAACUAUUUAUCGAUAUAUAAGCAUUAGAAUUAUUGUUAAUGUGUACUAAAUAAUAAUAUAGAAUUCAUCACUACAAAGUUAAAUAUAAUUAAAAAUUGGCCUAAAAAUCUUACAUUAGGCUGAAUUAGAUUAUACCCAAUUGUGUGCUUGUUUUUUAUCAAAGUGAGACUAUCAAGAGUCAGAGCUAUUUUAAUUACAUUUUGUCUUUGGCUAUUGUAACGAAUAAGAUCUUAAAUUAAAAAUAGAACUUCCAUUUUUAAAUGAAAAAGAUCAAUAUUGAUUAAAAUCAAAUGUUUAUUCAUAUUAUUUUUUUAAAGCAGCUGCCAACAUUUGAAGCCAUUUAGUUUUUAAAUAUUUUUUGAAUUCUACAAACUAUGGCAGAGAAAUGUGUCUUAGUAACUGGUGGAUCUGGCUUUAUUGGAAGCCACACCGUCAUUGAACUUUACAAGGCUGGAUAUACCGCUGUGGUUGUUGAUAAUUUAAUCAACUCUGUUGAAGAGAGUAUCAAUCGUGUCAGAGAGAUUGUUGGUCAGAAUUUCCCCUUCUACAAAGUUGAUAUACAAGAUAAGGAUGGUUUAAUUGAGAUUUUUCAAAAGCACUCUUUCAUCUGUGUGAUUCAUUUCGCUGGAUUAAAAGCAGUUGGCGAAUCUGCAGAAAAACCACUUAAAUAUUACAAGAAUAAUAUAACUGGAACUAUCACUCUUUUAGAAGUUAUGGAACAAUUUAAUCAGCAAUCUCUAAUCUUUUCAAGCUCUGCAACUGUAUACGGAAAUCCUCAAUAUCUACCGCUAGAUGAGAAACAUCCUGUGGGCGCUUGCACGAAUCCGUAUGGUAAAACAAAGUACUUUAUUGAGAACAUUCUGCAAGAUAUGGCUGCAGCAAAUGAUAAAUGGCAAUUUACUCUUUUAAGAUAUUUCAAUCCAAUUGGUGCACAUGAAUCAGGAAAAAUAGGGGAAGAUCCCCAAGGACCCCCUAAUAAUCUAAUGCCUUAUGUGGCUCAAGUUGCAAUAGGUAAACGUCCUUUUUUGAGAGUCUUUGGCAACGACUAUGAUACGAAAGAUGGAACAGGCGUUAGGGAUUAUAUUCACGUCGUGGAUCUGGCUCAGGGUCAUGUGAAGGCUCUUAACCAAUUGAGCAGUGGCUGUAAAGUAUACAAUUUAGGUACUGGCCAGGGUUAUAGUGUUUUAGAUAUGGUGGAGGCUUUAGAAAAAGUAAGCCAAAGAAAAAUUAAGUACGAAAUUCACGAAAGAAGAUCGGGUGACGUAGCUAAUGUAUGCGCCGAUCCAUCAUUAUCCGAGAAAGAGCUUGGUUGGAAAACAAAGAAAGAUUUGAAUGAUAUGUGCAAAGACUUAUGGAAUUGGCAAAGUCAAAAUCCAAAUGGAUUUAGAUCCGAGUGA
Dimorphilus gyrociliatus is the source of this 1767-nucleotide messenger RNA. NCBI's taxonomy places the organism in Eukaryota, Metazoa, Annelida, Polychaeta, Dinophilidae. The record is from the annotation of a GenBank genome assembly.